CGGCCCCGGGUGGUGCGGCCCUGGGCGGUCCCCGCGGGCAGGAGGGGAGGCGGGAGGCGCUGGGCGGCGGCGCAGAGUGCAGCAUGGCGUAUCCCGGGCAUCCCGGCGCCGGCGGCGGCUACUACGCAGGCGGGUACGGAGGGGCUCCCGGAGGGCCUGCGUUUCCCGGACAAACUCAGGAUCCGCUGUAUGGUUACUUUGCUGCUGUAGCUGGACAGGAUGGACAAAUAGAUGCUGAUGAACUGCAAAGAUGCCUGACACAGUCGGGCAUUGCUGGAGGAUACAAACCUUUUAACCUGGAGACUUGCCGGCUUAUGGUUUCAAUGCUGGAUAGAGACAUGUCAGGCACAAUGGGUUUCAAUGAAUUUAAAGAACUCUGGGCUGUACUGAAUGGCUGGAGACAACACUUUAUCAGUUUCGACAGUGACAGGAGUGGAACAGUGGAUCCCCAAGAACUGCAGAAGGCCCUGACAACAAUGGGAUUUAGGUUGAGUCCCCAGGCUGUGAAUUCGAUUGCAAAACGAUACAGCACCAAUGGAAAGAUCACCUUUGAUGAUUACAUCGCCUGUUGCGUCAAGCUUCGAGCUCUAACAGACAGCUUUCGAAGACGGGAUACUGCUCAGCAAGGUGUAGUGAAUUUCCCAUAUGAUGAUAUGGUCUAUUCGAGGACACCAUGAAACAGAAAAGAAAGAACCGCCAGCAGUAUCCCAACAAAGCUUCUGCAAGAGAAACAGUGACUGGGAGAAAAACAGGAUUAAAGGGAGUCAUCGUCAAAAUAACAUAAAUCUUUUAUUUAAAGUCACUUUAUUGAUGUUACAAUGAGAAUAACAUAGAAAACCGUGGUACCUUAUUAGCUUCAGAAGUGAAUACUAAUAAAAUUGUGCCAGAAAUCUGAAUCUUAAGUUACAGUGACCUAUUAAAAACAGCAAGAUUUUAUUUACCUACAGUAAAACAACUUUAUAACUUGAACAGCCAUGAAACAAAUCACACUUGAUCUGGAAAGCAGUUGCCAUAUAUUUCAGUUGCUGUUUGCCAAAACCCAGUAGUAACAUUUAAAGUAGCUUAAGAACCCGAAGUGCAGGGUAGCAGAGAGAACAGAAUAUUAAAAUGAAGCCAAACUAUAUACACCUAAUUAUCUGAUUACCGAAAGUGAAACUAUGCUGCCAUUAACACUUUCCCAUAAAGUGGCUUCCACUUCCUGUAGGUGGGACAUUACCCCUCCAAGAUGACAGAUGUGGAAAACACUAGUGCAGACCUACGCUGGCUAACAUAUAACUGCUAUGUUUAGGUGAAAAAGCUGUUUCUAAAGGGAGUUGUAUUUUUGUGAUGCUAAAUUGGAGGGGCAAGUCUUCCACCAAGUUAAAAAAAGGAGCACAUGCUUAUUAUUCUGAAUUAACAUUUGCUAAGCACUUUUGAAGUUAGUGUUAAAAAAAAAAUUGUCUUUCAUACAAAACAAAGAUGUUGGGUUAUUUUUUCCCAUUAAAAAGACUAGCUAAAGAAUCACAGUUUGAUUUUGUGCUGGAUUAAAAAGGAAAAGUGGGGUUUCUCAUCAGGCAGUGAUACAAGUGUAUAAUUUAGCAAGAACUCUUGUAUUACCACUGAAUCAAUGUAUUAAUUUCUAUCAGCACUUUCUGUAUUGUGUCAUCUGGUAUAACUUAGCACCGCUGUAUUUAAAGAUUUGGGGGCUAUUUGCAUUUUUAAGGGCUUGAUCAUCAAAACACAAAUCCACAUCCAAAACUUCAUAAAAGAAAAAGCUAAGCCCUAAAGUAAAUAUAGAUUGGUAUUAUAUGCAUAUGUAUUUUCAACUUGAGAGGAAAACGCCCUUUUCUUCAUAAACUCAUAAAUUCUUCAAAAAGUAUAUUGAUGGUUUUGUAAGCACAUUAUCUUAACAUUUGGUAGUCUCAUUGUAUGCCUUUUCGUAAAAAAAAAAAAAAAAAAAAAUACACUUUUUCUCUGGUUUUGAUUUCAGGGAUACCAAAAUAUGAAAUGAUGAUGUCCUUAAGCCAAACUCCUGCAGCCUUUAAGCACCUCCAGAUCCAUACAGGUUCUAUGAAAAAUGGAACAGGACAUGCCACACCAGUCACUGGCCCAUUGUGACUGGACAAUGAGGACUACACAGCCAAUGCUCAGUAAAACUACCAAGCACACAGAUCUGCCCUAAUCACACAAUACACACCACCAGGGGCCAACUUGUGCUCUUCUGAGCUCUCCCUGAAGCUCUCCAUCCUGCUCCUUCCCAGGGCUAACUGCCCCAUAACCUCCCAAGGCUCGCUGUUUCUCACCUGCCCUCCAGCCUGAAGCACACCCUGAGAACCAAUUUCUUGGUGACAUCCCAAGUUGCACAAUCCAUGCCCAGAUGCUAACGGAAGGCUAAACGUACCUCUCUCCCGAUUCUGUGCCCCCAAUGGUUCCACGAGUGCCAGUCCAGGCAGAGGGACUUGCCUCCAUGACAGUGAAGGUUCCUAGUCAGGAGAAAAGGUCUGACAGCUACUGAACAGGGAGUGGCUUUGGAAGUAGAAGGGGUCUGGAAACAUCUCGCAAACCCACAGUGAGAAUGCUUAUGGUUUGUCAGAUUCUGGAUAAAAAGGACAAAAAUACUGGGCAGCUUUUUGUUCCGUUUCUGACUGUUUUCUCCUUAUAAACUGAACCAGAAGAUGCUCCAUUUGGGGUACUCUGACAAGCUGACAAGCAGAAAUACCCGAUUUCUAAGACCCUACUCUAUCCUUGUUUGCUCUGCCUCUGCAGGCAUGCUGGAAAAUUCCUCUUGGAAUUAAAAGCACCUGCCCAGGGAGCAUAUGCUAUGAGCAUGUGCCAAAGGUUCCCAGCAGAUGUCGCUGCUUCGACCCCCGCCCCCCCCAACCCCUACCCCAAAUCCCCACCCCAACAUACAGAACCGGAUAGGCUGCUGCCUGUCAGCUAAUUUUCAGGUGCACAGUCUCAGCAUCUCACAAUCUCAGAAACACAGGAAGCUGUUCGCGAAAGUUCUUAGCUGUCUCAUGCUGGAGGAAAGUUGCUGCUUCCAAAAUCUGAAUUGUCUUAUCCAUUCAGAAAAUAUCUCAGAGGAGAAAAAAUUUAAAGGUUGAGCCUCCAAUUAAGUCCUAUUCCAUAGAGAUGUUUGCUUCGUAUAUUUUAAGCUAAUAGAAUAAGAAAUUCUUGACUUCACUUACGCAUUUAUCAGUUUUAAAGGAAACACAGACGAGGAGGGGAAGAUACUUAGGAGCAUUAAAAAGUAGACAUUAUGCUGCAAAUGAGAGUCAGACGUUUCAUGUAAAAUUCUUGUCAAUUUACCAACUGGUACCUUUGCAUUUAAAAUACGCUGCCCAGGGACUUACCUGGGGACCAGUGGUUAAGACUCAGAGCUUUCUGUGAGAGGAGCACAGGUUCUCCCUAGUGGGGAAGUAAGGUCCUACAUGCCGCUUGGCCAAAAAAAAAAAAAAAAAUUGCUGCCCAUAGAACAGCGUCCUGUAACGGGGUGGUGGCCUACUAGGCUGUGGAGGGGCUAGCCUGCCUCCCUUCAUUCUCUCACUGCCUUUAUUCAGUGGUCCUCUUCCCAUAUUCCUGGCAAACUACUCAGUAAAUUCCAGUAAGUUCCUUUUACUUUAAAUUUAAAUAAAGUGAAAUAAAAUAGU
This is a messenger RNA of Bubalus bubalis (water buffalo), 3629 nucleotides long. RefSeq names its product sorcin (gene SRI). The transcript has 8 exons. The record is from RefSeq and is a predicted model, not a curated record. The coding region runs from base 84 to 677 and encodes 197 amino acids. Gene Ontology annotation, molecular function: calcium ion binding. NCBI's taxonomy places the organism in Eukaryota, Metazoa, Chordata, Mammalia, Artiodactyla, Bovidae.